AACGUGCCGCCAUAUUACCAUGGGGAACACCACCAGUGAGCGGAUGUCCGGGGAGCGCCACAGUUCCAAGUCUCACCGCUCCGACGGCGCCAGCGGUGCCCACCACACCAAGGACCAUUCGCACAAGAUCAUGGUGGGCAGCACCGAUGAUCCGAAUGUCUUCAGUACCCACGACUCCAAGCUUCCUUGUGAGAAGGAAUUUGUGUCGUGGCAGCCCGAUCCGGACGACUCCACCAAGCCAUCCCAGCAGGCUCGGCCCACUGUCAUCCGCUGGACCGAGGGAGGCAAGGAAGUCUUCAUCUCGGGGUCCUUCAACAAUUGGAGUGCAAAGAUCCCUCUCAUCAAAAGCCACAAUGACUUCGUUGCCAUUCUGGACCUGCCGGAAGGAGAGCACCAAUACAAGUUCUUUGUGGAUGGUCAAUGGGUUCACGACCCCACUGAGCCGGUGAUCACGAGUCAGAUGGGGACCAUUAACAAUUUGAUUCACGUCAAGAAGUCGGACUUUGAGGUGUUCGAUGCUUUAAAAGUGGACUCUCAGGAAAGCUCAGAGUCCUCCUGUCGAGAUCUUACCGGUUCCCCUCCUGGAAUUUAUAGUCAAGAAAUGUACGUCUAUCGGCCUGAAGAGCGUUUCAAAUCCCCACCCAUUCUCCCUCCCCACCUCCUCCAAGUCAUCCUCAACAAAGACACCAACAUAUCGUGUGAUCCAGCCCUUUUGCCUGAGCCAAAUCAUGUCAUGCUGAACCACCUCUACGCGCUCUCCAUUAAGGAUAGCGUAAUGGUGCUCAGUGCCACCCAUCGCUACAAGAAGAAGUACGUUACCACCCUCCUCUACAAGCCCAUUUAAGU
Euleptes europaea (tarantolino) is the source of this 846-nucleotide messenger RNA. RefSeq names its product protein kinase AMP-activated non-catalytic subunit beta 2 (gene PRKAB2). Gene Ontology annotation, molecular function: protein kinase binding. Lineage: Eukaryota; Metazoa; Chordata; Lepidosauria; Squamata; Sphaerodactylidae. The record is from RefSeq and is a predicted model, not a curated record. The transcript has 7 exons. The coding region runs from base 20 to 844 and encodes 274 amino acids. Gene Ontology annotation, cellular component: nucleus; nucleotide-activated protein kinase complex; cytoplasm. Gene Ontology annotation, biological process: signal transduction.